Molecule: messenger RNA, 7268 nt
Organism: Maniola jurtina (meadow brown)
Lineage: Eukaryota; Metazoa; Arthropoda; Insecta; Lepidoptera; Nymphalidae
Exons: 51
Coding region: 88-6405 (2105 amino acids)
Source: RefSeq, a predicted model, not a curated record
AAUAAAAAACAUAAAAACAAGCCAAAAAUCAAGGCGACGCAAUUUCUACUAGUACCAUUUGCCAAAAAAUUUGAAAAGUGGAUAAACAUGGCGGACAAGAAGAAAUCGCAAGCAUCCGGCGAUGCACCAGAUAAGAAGAAAGAUGAGAAACAACAGGACUCAUCGAAGGUUAAACCCAAAAUCAAGGGGGGGAUAUCUCAAACAGCUCCACCCGAGCCAGAGGACUUACCAAAGACUCCGUCACAGAUCGCUCGAGAGGAAGCCGAGUAUAGAGCAAUGCAACGUAAGGCCCGCUUCAAACGGCGUUGGCCAGAGGUUACGAAGGUCAAGAUUAAAACCGCGCCCUGGUCCCCACCGGGACCACCCCAGAGAAUGCCACCAGUCGUAAUAGAACUGCCAGAGAUAGUGAGAAGAAAAUGGGUACCACCAUAUUUAAAGAGGAGAAGACGUCGACGGAAGCUAAUGCGGAUCCCUCCAGACCAAAUCACACAACCUUUGUACGAGUAUGCAAAAUUAAGGAAGAUUUGGCACAACUUCCUUCAAGUGGAAAAGAACAAGAUGAUGCUACAAGGUAGCAUCGGCUGUAAUUCUAAGAAGUAUUCUUCGACAGCUUGUGGAUCUCAAACUGCCUGCAUAGCAGUUGUGUGUCGUGCUCUCCUAGAAGAGAAGGAAGCUGCAGAUCUUGUCAAGCGAGAUGUCGAUGAUCUGAUUGAUUCUGGCGACCGAUACUACAGGCAGUGCAUGCUGGCUCUCAAGUGUUAUAAGGGUAAACCCCAGCUACAACUGAACCAGCUUCUGCCAUCGUUCUUCUUUCACGACAAGAAGUAUACAAUCAAGAUGGAGGAGGCUGAGAAAGGGUUGCUCGCUAAACAUCCCGACAAUAUACAGCCGGACUCGGAUUUGAUGGCCUUCAUGGAGAAACGCGUAGGCACCACAUACAUGAUGAUCCUAACGGCUGGCGAUCGUCAUUUCCUUAUUUGGGGACACCCACCACCGCCAGAGUCUGGCAGCCAAGUGAAGACCAUCUGCUAUAUCUUCGACCCUCACAUGUUGGACGAGCUUGGAUGUCCGCAUAAAAUAUUUGGAGCCGGAGCAUUUCUCCGAUACGCAGGCAUAACGUCGUUUGUCGUGGACUUCCUCGCAAACUAUGGAGAUCUUGAAACAGCUAAGAUGGGCACUCCCCAACCUGCAUUGGCUUUGACGAAUAUUGAGGUUGUUCAAAUUGAGCCUCUCGACCGAGUGGCCCAUUACGAAUUGGAUCUUAAGACACUGAAAAUACACUGUAGGAGUGAAUGGGACAGCAUGAAUAUAAACGCACUUAUCGAGAAAAAGAGAAAUGAGGGAAAAUAUCCACUGUGCUCCCUUAGUGCGGUAAGCUUGGCCACGUCAAGAGCCACAUCGAAAAGGAAAGUUCGAGAUUUUUACCAGAAAACACCUAAAGAACCGCCUCCACAACUACCGGUCGCUCCUGAGCGCGCUCCGCCCGAGCCCACCUUGGAGCAAUUGAUACAACUGCGAGGAGAAAACUUCUUCCUCUACUGCCCACGCCAGGAUGCACACGCUUAUGGCAGAGAUGACAUGCUACCACGUCCAAAGUCUGAGACAAUAAUGCACAGUUACGUGGAGAUUGCGGACCAAAACUAUCACUCGCAGUAUCAACAAAUUGACGUGGAGAAGUGGAUUCUAAGAGCCACCAGGCAUAUGGCUAGUUGGCGAUACCAAACAUUCAAGACGUUCACGGGUAUAUCUUGCUGUGUGGCUGCGUUGGCGAUGCUCAGGAGACUUCGCGCUCGAGCGUGGAAUGAAGACAUUUUGGAUGAGACUCUUGAUGUUGGAUACAACUUGUUCAGAGAGUCUUUAGUUGAGAGAGGUGGUCCGAUCCGCAGGCUAGUUUUGGGUGAAUUGAAGGAGAUUUUCAGGAUAAGAGACAGAGAAUACAUGCGUAAGGACCGUGGUAUAGCAGUUUGGGGUAAGCUGGUCUCCAACAAUCCCAAAGUUUUCGACCUUUGCCGAGGCAUCGAGAGUUUCUUUAAAGAAUCCGAUGCAGGAGUGUUACAGAUUCCUGGCGAAAUCGAAACGGCAAUUUGGAAUGAAGGUGGAAGAUUUUACGUGUAUCAUCCAUGGCCGGCGGAUAGAUAUGGAUAUAAAGUUGGUCUCCAAGACGGCGGUAAAGCGUGCCUUCUAUAUUUCGGUCAUAUUGCGCGCCUUUGCGAACAUUUCCUGGACAGCGUGAAGGAUUUGAGGCGCAAGCCGUUCAGCAUAUCCGAUGUUUACAUCACUGAACAAGCGGAGAUGCCUGAGCCUGUCAAUAAAUUGAAACCGGUGGCAGCCAACAAAUGGGUGAUCCGGGGCAGUUUCCAUGAAGCCGAUGAACGGUUCCCGGAAGAGCAUCGCGGCAAGCAAGCCACGCCGGCCUCCAUCGCAGCGAUCGCUAUGGCACACGUCAUCGAACCCUCGGCAUGGACCCAGGAUGAUAUUGAUGAAACACUUAUUCGAGGAGACAUACUCUAUCAAAAUACAAUGGAGAAUUUAGAACGUCUGGGUAUUAAUUUAACUGACGCUCCGGUAAAAGGCGGAGAAGAGGAAGAAGAAGAGAAGAGCAGUGGUGGAACUUUGGCUGCUGCUGAUGUUCUCACUAGAUUCAAAGUGUCGGAGUAUGAUUGUAUUGAAACUGAUGUUAUGGAUAGCGCUUAUAGUGGACAACUUUAUGCAGAACCCGGGAGUGGUAUCCACUCGCUCAAGGAGUCUCUCCGCCAUUUGUUCAAAGAGCACACACACGCCGUACUCACAGCUAGAGGCGGAUCUACUGCUAUUUGGAAGCAUGAAGACAGUUUCUACUUCUUUGACCCUCAUGGCUGCGAUGAGAAUGGUUUUCCAUCCGAUGAGCCUCGCGCAGCAGCCUGUCUUGUUCGUAUAAAAGGCUCUGAAGACGAUCUUGCGAAAAUCAUUCUGGGAAACUUAGCGCCUGGGGUCGACGAUAGUUUCAACAUCUCACCUGUUUCCGUUAACGCAAGUAAACUCAAUGCUAUGAUUGGGGCACCCGAGAUGAAACCAGAUAGUAAAGCAUUCCAGUGGAUAUCCAAAGGGACUGCUGCAAUCAUGAUGGGCCCUCGCGGUGAAAACACCGCCAUUGGUAAAGCUGCUGAAAAGGCUGGUAUUGGGAAGGACGAUAUGGCAGGUCGCACGAUAGCUCUACCGGCAGCGGCUGCCUUUGCCGCCGCCACGGAUGCGGUGCCUCCACCGCACAUGCAUCAGGACCACAUGUACAACUGCAUUGAUGCUGGUGUGGAUUACUACCUCAAUCACGUGAAAAAGACGGGGCGCAAAACAAUCGAGCCUGAAGAUUUAACGGAGAAGUUCGAAAUGGGAGCGAAUACAUUCUCGAUUGAGCUUGGAGAACCUAUACGUUUACCAUUGAGACUACCCGAUGAACCAGCCGGGGAAGGCGGAGAAGAAGAAGAAGAAGGUGGUGACAAAGAAUUAGGAGAAACUGAAGAGGAAGAAGAAAAGGAACCACCUAUGAAGCAAAUCAAGGACGCUCUAUUUAAGAUGUGGUAUGACCAGACGAAGCCUACAUCUGUUUCAUUGCUUGUGGGUGACUACCAUCAGAUGGGAGUCUGGAUGUCGGCUGGUGGAAAGGUUGUUGCAUUUGAUCCUGCACCUACAUUGGUUAAAGGCAUGCUGACCUCGCAGAGAAUCAAGAAAGGAGAUGAAAUACGACUCCAACGUCUCAAAGAUGAGAUGGCCGGUGAGGGCGGUGGCGGUGAUGAAGAGGAGGAUGAAGAAGAAGCGGGUGCCGAGGGUGAGGAGCAACCCGAGCCGGUGCCCGAGUUUGUGCCGCCUGAAUCGUGUCCUGUGCUGAUAGUUGCCGCUAGUCCGGGAGAGUUUAUUGACAAACUGACUUCCCAAGGCCCUCUGGACAGGAAGCAAUGUCUCGCCCCAUACAAACUGUACCCAGUCAAAAUCAUCAAUGAGCUAACAUCUGUACUGAAGGAGAGGAAAUCUGGAACUCCCAAAGGCGGUGAGGAAGAAGGUGGUGAAGGAGAAGAUAGUGGAGACACUCUCAUAGAUCCGUUGGACGAUGCCGCGAUAGGCAAAUACUUCAUCCGCAUCGGUCGCGCUGUAGCAUCUGUUCGUGGUCGAGUGGCGCAAAACGAAAACUAUUUCCUUGAUCAACCUAAUAGGGAUAAUCAGGAUGCAGCUAAUGCAGUUAUGGGCAUAAUCGUAGACCACAUAGAGCCUUACAUACACUGGAAGCCGCAACUCAUAGACGCCAUACUGAAAUACGGUGACCGGCUCUACACCAUGUCUCUACCGAGAGCGGCCGCUCCUCCCAGACUGACUCCUACUGAGAUUGAACCGGAGUUUCAUGUCACGAGUUUUAAUAUAAAAUUAGAAAUAGACGGCGACAUCGUGCAAGGAGAUCUCAAAGCGGGUGCUACUGGCGCCGUACUGAACCUCGAUAGAGCCAUUUUGAAAUUCUUUGAAACGCACAAAUACGGUGUACUAUGCGCGAAAGACUAUUGCGUGGGUCUCUGGCGCGGCGCGGAUGAUAAGGCCUUCUGCCUGUGGGAGCCUCAUGCGGUCGGCCCAGCCGGCCGUAUCUCCCCUGGUGGGGGAGCCGGUCUCAUACUGUUUGCGAGUGUCGAUCAACUAACCGACGCUCUCAAAGCUACCAUGGACAAGUUGGGACGACCUGGCUCCAACAAGUUCUCAAUAUCAUCAGUGAAAGUGUUCUGGGAGUUGUCGAAAAUUCCGACCAGAGUCACUGCACAAGGCGCUGUUCCCGACGAAGGAUAUGAGUGGAAGGUUCUGACUGCAUAUGUCGAGACGGCUCGAGGUCGAACAAUUCUUCGAGGAUCGCGACCACCUGAUUUAGUCAAAUUCACCCGCGAUGCUCUCCUCCAAUCGUCAUGCGGUGCUUUAGUGGGAGCUUGCAUGUCUCAUGUGAGACGUCCUCAUCUAUGGACGCGUAAUACCGUCGACGAAGUUCUGGCUGUUGCUUGCCAGUUGUUUACUAAGUCCUUGGGCUCGUUGGGAUAUGAGUUUAGACCUGGAGAAGAUGUGCUACUUCCUCUACAGGUUUUGAAACGGUUCGUUUUGGGCGUCAACUACGUGCGAUACGAUUUGCAGCAAGUGUAUUCUGGUAAACUGGAGCAGAAAACUCCUACGGAAAUGACGGUCAGAUGUGCGUUAGAGCGUUUUUUUGAGACGCACACGCACGGCAUCCUGUGGUCGAUCCCGCACGCGGUGGCGGUAUGGCGCGUAGCGGGCGCUCCGCCCUACUAUAUGAUGGAGCCCCACGCGUGUGGACCCACGGGGCUAAGGAUUGAUGCCCAGGACGAUGGAGCUGCGUGCGUGUUAACGUUUACUUCGCCAAAAUUGAUGGCGUUUGCCUACCUCCAGAACAUACCAGUGGUGGAACGGCCAAAGCACGACUUCCAACUAUAUGCGAUGGCUGUAACCGUUCAACCUAUUAAAAAGUUAGGUGGCGUUGACCCACCCUUGGUUCGAGCACCGCCUGGUGUCAAGCUUGUGCCAGCUACUAGCAAAGUUACCAUAGAUGGUAAGAAACGUCGUGCUGCGGAGAAGGAUAGAAAACAUCCUCCCGGCAGUGCGACAUGUGUCGAUGCGCAAAGAGCUUCAGAGAAGAAGGACAAAGAAGAUGGGAAAUUCAAAGGUCAACGCAACACCAGCGGUUGGCUGGUUCUCAACGAUGGAACACAGUUCCUCUCUGCCCAACAUUCGAUGUGCUGUCGCAAAUUCCCAUUCGCCUCGCGUGGUAAUCAGGCUCUUGCCUGUUCUGUGAUGGCGGUGGCUAUGUCGAGAGUGGAAGAUGUGUGUCGAUGGUGUUCGUCCACCCUCGAUCAUAUCCUGGAGAGCGGAGACCAACUUUACCAGGACAGCUAUCUGCACUUCCGACCCCCAACUAAAAUACUUAAUAUUGAACAGAUUCUACGCAAAUUCUAUACACCUGGUAAUUGUGUGUGCCGUGUUGUUGUGUAUAAGUCUCGACAGAAGGGCGCGGUGGAUAGUGACCUACUUGAAAAGGUAACAGAAUUCUUCCGUGAAGAGAGAUCUGGUGUUUUCGUCGCUGGUUGUGGUGAUUUUGCCGUGGCACUGUUUAGAACACCGAGAGGGUACUACAUGUUCGACCCUGCGGACCGCGACCGCUACGGACGCGCCGUAGCGCCCCCGUGCCGCGGCCGAGCGCGCGCGUGCUUCUCACAGUACCCUGAUAUUAAGACUUUAACUGAAAAGUUGGGACCCAACAUUCCUCCUGUAAUUAAACAAGGCGAGGAAAAUGACGACUCUAAAGAGGUUCGCUUUGAAGAACCGGCCAAAUUCGAAAUAUUUGGCAUGGACGUCACCAGUCUUCGUCGAUUGAAUCAACACGAAAGAUAGAGUAUUUUUUAUAUCUAGGUAUUAUUAUACUCCAUCCACGGAAAGAAGUUAGUAUAUGGCUCUCUGUUACGUAAUCCCAUACAAAUGACAGACGAAAACCUCAAUGGGCGUUAACCAUUUUUUGAGUUACCAACUAAUCACAAAUAUGUUUUCAAAAAACAUUCGAUAUUCAAUUCGGAGACAUAGUUUCGUUUGUGAUUGAUUGGUGACUCGAAAUGGUUAACGCCUACUGACAUUUUUGUCUCUGUCAUUUGUAUGGGAUUACGUAACAGAGAGAGCACUAUACCACAGAAUAAUAUCAUAGUACUACUAUACUAACUUCUUUCCGUAGAUAGAGUACGUAUAGGUACCUAUAGGAACAAAACGCGCGGAAAUUCAGCCAAAUGUUUGGUAUUGUUAAAGCACACAAUAAUAAUACUAUUAUACUAUAUACUUUUAUACUAUUUUGAUUUUCUUCUAAGGUCGUUAAACUAUUAUUGUCUGUGCGGAUCUUUGUGAUUACUGAUUGGGAAACCAUUGCAUAAUUUUAGUAACUUUGUCUUCGGAAGCGUCGUCUUAGUUUUUGUGGAACUCUAAUUACAAUAGCUGGCAGAAAAUAUUGUACAUCGACCUUUAGAAAGGGAUUUCGGCUUCGUAGAGCGUUGUCUCUGUCACUCAUACCUAUGUGACUUUUUGUCGGGUUCAACGACAGAGACAACACUACGAAACCGGUAUCUCUUUUUAAGGGUCGAUGUACAAUAUUUCCUGCCGGGUACUGUACAAUAUUGUGUUUCUUCCUUCGAAAACCUAGUUUUUUUUAUAUAAAAUUGUUUGUAUCUAAGUUUAAAAUUGCUUGUUAAUAAAAAAUAGUAAUUUCAUUUUGA